Molecule: messenger RNA, 1725 nt
Organism: Pieris napi
Lineage: Eukaryota; Metazoa; Arthropoda; Insecta; Lepidoptera; Pieridae
Exons: 5
Coding region: 252-1040 (262 amino acids)
Source: RefSeq, a predicted model, not a curated record
UAUAUGGUGCGUUCCACUAAGCGCUCACGACGAUCAAAAUGCUCCUUUAGCCAUUCCACAUACCGACCGCGGUCGUUGUGGUCACGGCGAAAACGUCACUCGUGACGUCAUGACUAAUGCUCACGCAACGCUCACAACGACCCAUCUAAAGAGGUGGGUCGUUGUGAUCGUUGAGAAUAAUUUGGCGCAAUUUUUGAAAUUUUAUUUUGAAAUAUGACAAAUAAUAAUAUUAUUAUAUUCAAAGCUUAAAGAUGGCGACAAGAAAAAUCACAUUAUUUGAUUCAGAAAGAGAAAUUGUUGUAGAUAUUAUCGUUUCUGAAGCUGAAGCUGCUCGUGCAGAAAGAGAUGUAUUUUUUGCAACUGAGCUAUUAAGAAAAGCUGAAGCUUCCGCAUCUGUUCAAGUAGAUCAAGAAUUUAUUGAAGAGACUUCAGAGAGUUUUAUUGAAGAACGGCUUGAUAGUGAUAAUCUCAACUCUGAAACUCCACAAUUUGAAGGAGAAACUUCAGUAUACAGGUGGAACUCACCCUGCGUAUUAUUAUUAUUGGAAUUAUAUAGGUCUAUGGAAGGAACUCUGAACAGUGGAAAAAUUUCUCAAAAACAAGUAUGGAAUAAAAUAUCCCAAGAUAUGAAAAAAAAAGGAUACGAUGUGACCGGACCGCAAUGUCAUUCUAAAAUACGAAGCCUAAAAAAAACAUAUAAAUCUACUAAGGAUCAUAACAAUAAGUCAGGAAAUAAUAGAAAGACAUGGCAGUUUUACGAUAUUAUGGAUGAAAUUUUUGGCAAAAAAGCAUGGUGCAAUCCAGUUGCAGUUGCAUCUUCUACUGGUCUGUCAUUGAAAGAAGCAGAAAAUAAUGAUAGUACAGCGGGAUCUGAUAGCGGAUGUUCACUAAAAACAAGGAAGGCGUCGAUAGCAUCUUUACUGGAAAAAAGAUUGCAUCAAAAAGAGGAACAUGAAGAAAAUAAAAAAAAAAGUCACUUAGAGCGAAUGAAAAUGGACGAGAAAUUUCUUGAAGUUUUAGAAAAAUUAGCCAACAAAUAAGAAUUUAAAUGUUAAAUUAAAAAAAAUUAGUUUGUAAUAAUUUGUAAAUAUUAAAAAAUUUAUUUAUAGUUCAUACAAUUUACAUCAAAUUAUUAUUUUCACUCAAAUGUCCAAAAAUCCAAUGAUCAUACAACUUUGAUAAUUUUCGGUCCUAUAAAACUAUUGUGAUUACUCCUAACAGGAUUUAUGAUGAGUUUUCUACCAGUUUUACAAGGAAUUCAUAAUAGCAUCUCUUUUAAUAACUCCUGCAGUUCUCCUGACUUCACGUGAAUAGUUUCCAUUAUUUUCUACGUUUUCUUGAUUAUGUUCAGGGAUAGUGAUUACAUUUAACUCAUCUCCUUGUAAAAUGCAGAUAUUGUGGACGACACAGCAUGCAAUGAUGUACUCAGCCAUUAAAUCGACUCUUGUCAUUGGUAGACAAUGUAAUAAACUUCUCAUGCGUCCUUUUAAUAAUCCAAUACAUCGUUCAACAGUCACUCGUGCAGCUGAAUGACGAUAAUUAUAGUUUCUUUGUUUUCCAGUUAAAUGUCCAUUAUCUCGAUACGGAGUAAGUAAGUGUUGAUGUAUUUCAUACGCAGCAUCGCCUAGCAUAUGGCAAUUUUCUAAGAAUUUAUCAUCAUCAUUUACGUAAUCUGCAACUUCUGAUAAACGGAAAACUCUCUGAUCAUGAACAGACCCAGGAUGU